This is a messenger RNA of Iphiclides podalirius (scarce swallowtail), 570 nucleotides long. The record is from the annotation of a GenBank genome assembly. NCBI's taxonomy places the organism in Eukaryota, Metazoa, Arthropoda, Insecta, Lepidoptera, Papilionidae.
AUGUCGCACAACAUAAAGAUUUUACCCGGUGCUACUGUUUGCGAAGAUUGCACAUUAGAAGGUGACAUAACAAUAGGCGGAGGAACAGUAAUCCAUCCCAGAGUGACAAUAAUUGCGGAGGGUGGGCCAAUAAUCAUAGCAGAAUAUUGUAUUAUUGAAGAAUAUUCUACAAUUAUUCAUAAAAAGAGUGAAAAGCAAGAAAAUCCUCCAAAACCCUUGUUUAUUGGCGCCCACAACGUUUUUGAAGUAGGAUGUAGACUCGAGUCGCCAUGUGGACACAUUGGUGAAAGCAAUGUGUUUGAAUGCAGGUCCUUUGUUGGUGUUGAUGUCAAGAUUGGUAGUGGAUGUGUGAUUGGUGCUGCUUGCAGCUUAACUGCUGCACAAACUUUGGCAGACAACACUGUGAUAUGGGGUUCACAGCAUCAUAAUAGGGAAGCAUUAGAAAAGCAGCCAUCACAACUUCUUCAGUUGGACUUUUUAAGCAAAGUAAUGCCUAAUUAUCAUAGACUUAGGAAACCUAAUGUGCACAAAAGGCAAUCCUCAAGACAAUCUCAAGAGUCAGUUAAAGCU